UGGCUGCAGUAGCAACGACCACCGUUUUUCUGACCAGACACAUUGCUGCCAGACCCUCUUCAUCCAGCACAUAGGAUACGGGACUACUUGGCCCAUUAUUAACUUAUUGCCAUUAGCAUUUUGAAUUUUCUCCACAGCAUUCAUUUUUUAUUUUGUGUUGAUUUUAGAUUUGAAAAGAUUGAAGUGAUAGAUAGAUUGAUGAAUAAAUAACUAGGCCAGUUGAAGAUGAUGCACCAAUCCACUCUUGUGCUGAGGAUGACAGUUUUGCUUGUAUUGGGGCAAAUGUCUGGAACAGCAGCCGAAAUGGAUAUAAUUUACACCAAAUCUGACAUUGAAAUCGGAGUAAAAUAUAUGCUUCUGUGUAAAGCCGGUGGUGAGGGAGAUAUCACCUGGCAGAAGGACGGCAAGGAUAUCGAUGAUGAGGAAAGGGUUUCCAAAAUUGAUGAGGUGUCCUCCAAGCUGGAAAUCCAGAAUGCCACGUUGGAGGACGCGGGCAGCUACACCUGCCUGUGCACAUUUGAUAACGGAGAUCCAGAUGGUCGGACCAGUACAAAUAUAUACGUUUACGAUGGUCCGUCCUUCGGUGCCACCCAGGUGUACCAUGAGUUCCUGAUAGGACAAGAUGGCAUGGUGCCCUGCCUGGCAUCCGGCCGGCCAAAAGUGGAUGUACGCUGGUUGCGGGACGAGCAGGGGAUCUCUUCUCAAGAGGGAGACCGUGUAACGCGCUUGCAGGACAACUCACUCCGCAUUAAGAACGUGAGGAAAGAUGACGCGGGCACAUACACCUGUCAGGCCACGAUCAGAGGAAGACCCAUUAAGCAGAAUAAGCAGAUCUCUGUGGUGGUCAACGCCCCACCAACGGUGACCCUAAAGGAGAAGAUAAAGAAAGUAAUGGCUGGAGCAGAUAACAACAUCUCCUUACUGUGUUUGGUGGACGGACAACCUACACCAAACAUCUCUUGGAUCACGCCAGUACAUUCUGACCUUGCGCGUUAUCAGUUCAACUCGGACCGGAGCGAGCUGACCAUCUGCGCUGUGAGCAGGGCAGACUACGGGGAGUACAUCUGCACGGCCCGCAACAAGAUCGGAGAGAGCACCGGCACCAUUGAGCUGCACGUCUCCGAGGCCCCAGAGGUAUAUGUAAGGGCGAAGGAGGAGAAGGUGUCGUUGGGCUCCAACGUGUCGCUGUCCUGCAAUGUCACCGGUCAUCCGUUUCCACAGCUCUACUGGAUCCACAAGCAGAGCAGGAACAAUAUGGACUCGUCUGGUAGAGUGCAUGUUCGGGACGGUGUGCUGACAAUCGCGGAGGUGGCGCCCUCUGAUGGCGGUCUGUAUUCCUGCAUGGCUGUCAGCGCAUCAGGCAAUGCAUCAAGAGAUGUUGCAGUGCUCACUCAACCAGGCCCUCCUCAAGAAGUGUCUGUCACUCCAAGAGCCACCUCAUUGGUCUUUUCCCUCAAAUCCCAGCCCAUCAGUGGGGGCACACCAAUCAGCAGCUUUGUUCUGCAGUGGAGGCGGGGCUCAGCUGAAAAGUGGGAGGAGAUUAGUGUCCCGGUCUCAGAUCCCCUCGCUAUACCUUCCCUCACCCCCUACACCACCUACACCGUUCGCCUGGCCGCCAUGAACUCUGUUGGCCUGGGACAGUAUUCAACCACGCAGGAAGUACGAAGCCAGGGCAUCCGCGAGCCGGACCGCCCUGUUCUUUCAUCAGAUGGGAUGAAGAUAGACGGGAACGCCCUCUCUGUCCCUGUGGCCCAGCUGGUCAGAGGCAGCUCUCCUCUCCUGCACUAUACAGUACGAUACAGAGAGGAGAAAGAAGGAGCCGGAUGGAAGGAGGAGCAGCGGCCCGCCGACACACCCGUCAUCGCCCUCUCAGACCUGGCGUUCGGGGAAGACUAUCGCAUUGAAGUCAAGGCUGUCAAUGCAAACGGCUCCUCCAUGCCCGCUGAGCUGAGCUUCAGUGUCUCGAAGCAGCCCGCAGGCAUGACCAAAGGGGGCGUGGUGGCCAUCGUUAUGGUGAUCUUCUUGGUGCUGUUGCUUGUGGUGGAUGCCACCUGUUGCUACACCAAUAACUGUGGUCUUCUGAUGUUCAUCGCCACUAAAGUGUUUGGUCGAAAGACCCCAGGCCACAAGACAAUGGAAGAGGGAACUAAUGGUGAUCUGAAUUUAAAGGGUCUUGACACUCCAAGAGGCAGCAUACACCAGCAACAAUCAGAGGGGAAGCUGAAGAAUGAGAUCACCUGCGACAAAGCCCCCCUCACCAAAAACGAGAAACACUUUGGAGACAUACCAACCACAGAAGCGUGAGGUUGGCCACAGGACAUAACAUCGCUCGUCAGUACGUCCCUUCCGGUAGACCCCUCGUGGGACCUCUGGGCGAGGAAAAUUAGAAUGGGAGUCAAUGGAAUUUUUUUUCUUAUUUUCUGGUCCCAGUCUUUAUAUGCCCUGGAUUACACAUAGUUCUUUGUGGAUUUAAAUGAUAAUUUUUCAUGCAAAAGAAACUAAAAAUUUUCGUGAAGAAGUUUGAUAAUUUUAGGUUUUAUGUGAGGCCGCUUUGUGAACUUCAGCUCUUCGCUGCUCUCGACGCAUAUGAUAUACGUCACCACACCCGCACUUGGAACUCGGCACAGAGAUGGCGAUCUCUCUGCUCCACAUCACCAGGGCCGUAGCACCAAAUCCUGGGCCCCUAUACUAUAGCUACUGAUGGGCCCCCCUGCGGCAGUUUGUUGACGGGGGGGGGGGGUCCGGAGCGAUUGU
This is a messenger RNA of Gadus chalcogrammus (walleye pollock), 2754 nucleotides long. RefSeq names its product neural cell adhesion molecule 3 (gene ncam3). The transcript is spliced from 16 exons. The coding region runs from base 226 to 2304 and encodes 692 amino acids. Gene Ontology annotation, molecular function: cell-cell adhesion mediator activity. Lineage: Eukaryota; Metazoa; Chordata; Actinopteri; Gadiformes; Gadidae. The record is from RefSeq and is a predicted model, not a curated record. Gene Ontology annotation, biological process: dendrite self-avoidance; axon guidance; homophilic cell-cell adhesion. Gene Ontology annotation, cellular component: axon; plasma membrane.